Molecule: messenger RNA, 974 nt
Organism: Helianthus annuus (common sunflower)
Lineage: Eukaryota; Viridiplantae; Streptophyta; Magnoliopsida; Asterales; Asteraceae
Exons: 2
Coding region: 128-883 (251 amino acids)
Source: RefSeq, a predicted model, not a curated record
UUACCAUUGUUUGCAUUUAGUAUUACAUCUACCUCAUAUGCAUUUCUAUUAAAGAUUUAGUAUAACUUCAUUACAUUCAAAAUUGAAGCAAACUUCUGUUGUGAAAACUGCAGAAAGUUAAGCAAAUAUGGAGAACAGAUCAACUCUUUUAAUCCAUCUACCAUCUCUCAAACCAUUAACUCUUGCCUUAAAAAAUCCUAUUUAUCAAACACCCAUCUACCAUUUAUCAAGCAUUCAAAAAAUUUGCUUGAAGUGGAGUAAUACCAACCUGUCUUCAUAUACUGAGGUAAUUUGUUCUCUUCGUUUUCUACUUAUUGAAUUGUUUUCUCUUUGUUUUAAUUUUCAGGUCAUGGACUUGAACCAUGAUAAUGACGCUGUUGUCAUGAAAACUAAGAAAAAGAAAAUAAGAUUAUUAUGGACGGAUGAUACUCAUAUGAUAUUUCUUGAGUUAUGCUUGAAUGAGGUUAGAGUUGGGAACAAGCCAACUGGUUACUUUAAUAAAUUUGGGUAUGAGAAUUUGGAAAAGUACAUGAAAGAGCGUACUGGGAAAACUUUCGACCACAAGCAAAUUAAAAAUCAUUGGGAGACUAUGAAGAAAGAAUGGAAGUUGUUUGAUCGUUUAAUGAGACUUGAAUCUAGAAUUGGGUGGGAUCCCGUGAGAAAGACGAUUGAUGCAUUAGAUGAUGAAUGGUGGGAUGAAAAAAUAAAGGGAGAUAAAGACCUUUCCAAGCUAAGAGAGCAAAAUUUAGAGAUGUAUAAAAUGUAUUACGAGCCUUUAUUUCGAGAUUGUAUUGCAGUUGGAGAUAACACUAAGACUCCUUCUGAUUUUGCGAACAUGAUCGAUAAAGAUGAAGAGUUGAUUGAAGGGAGAGGUGAUAGAUGAGUGCAGUUAGAGAUAUGAUUGCAGGAGAUCUAACCAAACCAAGAUGAAUGUUUAUUGAAUAUUAAUUUGUUUUUGUAGAAGUUUUACGUUA